This is a messenger RNA of Cynoglossus semilaevis (tongue sole), 2701 nucleotides long. It is a transcript of the gene rab11fip4a, whose product is annotated as RAB11 family interacting protein 4 (class II) a. Gene Ontology annotation, biological process: regulation of cytokinesis; endocytic recycling. Gene Ontology annotation, cellular component: midbody; recycling endosome membrane; endocytic vesicle. The transcript is spliced from 14 exons. The coding region runs from base 246 to 1799 and encodes 517 amino acids. The record is from RefSeq and is a predicted model, not a curated record. NCBI's taxonomy places the organism in Eukaryota, Metazoa, Chordata, Actinopteri, Pleuronectiformes, Cynoglossidae.
AAAUUGUGCUAGCUGAUCAAUUGUUUUCCGCCACCAAAAUGGGGAGCGGGGGAGGCAUUGGCCUCAUUUGAUUGUUUUCUUAAUAUUCAUUUUUGUUAAUGUCUUUAGUCUCCACUAAAAUAUAAUUUUCUUUCCUUCUGCAGGUGAAGGCGCUGAUCAGGCAUCUGGAUCCUAAUGGUGAUGGAAAAAUCAAUUUCAAAGAAUUCUGCCAUGGAGUGUUUGCUAUUAAAGGCUGUGAGGAGAUAAUGAAGAUGACGGUGACUCCUCGCAGCGUGGCGUCCGACCAUCCCUCUGUCACUGACAACGGUUACGUCUAUCAGAAUGGUGAGUCCAGGCUCCGCACCCCUAUUAUCAUGUGCACCCGGCCUUACCCAGAAUGCAACACGUGCAGCGAGGGCUGUGGUACAGACGGGGAGUGUGACAUGGACAGCAGCAGUGAAAACAUCAACUGCUCUGAUUCCUUAAACCCCAAAAGAAAAAGCAGCCACCCUGCUGGUUCAGCAUCUGCCUCCGUCAUCUCUGGGGAGGAGCAGUUUGAGGACUACGGUGAAGGUGAGGACGUGGAGUUCAUUUCCAGCAGCCCUUGUCCUGAAGAGGACAACCAAACAAAUGGAUUCUCAGACCUGGGAUCCUCACUUCCCUGCAGUGCGGGACAGACUCCUCAGAAGAUGCAGCAGCUGUACUACAGUGAGCUGCUGGAUAUCUACUGUUCUCAGUGCUGUAAGAAAGUCAACCUGCUCAAUGACCUGGAGGCUCGACUGCGCAACCUCAAGGCCAACAGCCCAAACAGAAAAAUUUCCAGCACUGCAUUUGGACGUCAGCUGUUCCAUGCCAACCACAGUGUGUUUGGCUCCAGUCAGGCCAGCAGCACCGAGGACCUGUUCACAGACAGCAUCGACUCCUGUGACCUGGACAUCACUGAAAAAGUCAGUUAUUUGGAGAAGAAGGUGACAGAACUGGAAAGUGACAGUCUGGCCAACAAUGACCUGAAGUCCAAACUCAAGCAGGAAAACACUCAACUGUUUCACAGGGUCCAUGAGCUGGAGGAGCAGAUGAGAGACGCCGAGACGAGGGCAGACCAGAGUCUGGAGGAUGAGACCAGGAGGCACCGGGAAGUUUACAGCAAGAUGAAGAAGGACAAGAACCAGAAGUUUGACAUGCUCCAUAACAGGGUCCAGCAGUUGGAGGAUGAAAAUGGGGAGAUGAAGUUAAACGUGUGCAGACUCAAGUCUCAGACAGAGAAACUGGACCAGGAGAAGCAGAGGAUGACUGAUAAGCUGGAGGACACCAAUAUGAGACUGAAGGACGAGAUGGACCUCUACAGAACCAUCCUGGACAAACUGUGGCACAACCGCCACGAGUUCCAGAAGGAGAAGGAGUCCAUGCAGGAGCUGAUCGACGACCUGCGGAGGGAGGUGGAGUAUCUGCAGGUGUACAAGCUGGAGAUGGAGAAUCCUGGCAAAGGAAAAGGUCUGUCAGAGUUGAACGCCAAGACCAGGGAGAGUGAGAUGGAGCUGGAAGUGAAAAGACUGAAACAGGAGAACUACAAGCUGCGAGACCAGAACGACGACCUGAACGCUCAGAUCCUCAGUCUGAGUCUGUACGAGGCCAAAAACCUCUUCUCCUGUCAGACCAAGGCCCAGUGUCUGGCUGCUGAGAUCGACAACGCCUCCAGAGACGAGCUGGUGGACGCUUUGAAGGAGCAGGAGGAGAUCAACCUGCGUCUGCGUCAGUACAUGGACAAAAUCAUUCUGGCCAUCCUGGACCACAACCCUUCUAUCCUGGAGAUUAAGUGUUAAAUGUCCACCUACACACACACACACACACACACACACACACACACACACACACGUGUGUGUUGUACAUCUUCACCAUCACAGCAGUGAUUUGUUUGUGGACAAUCUUAUUUAUGUGUUUCAUUGAUCUGUGGUGGCGCUGUUGCUGUAAGCGGAGACCCACAGAGCUGAUGAUGGUGAACUCUGCCACCUGUGACUGACGACUGUACACGAAGGAUGAUUGUAACACAGAUCAGUCAGCGGCAGGAUGAAAACACAGACUUCAGUACAGGUUUUUAUUUCCAUUUGUAUAUUCGCACAAUACCGAGUAUCAGACCAACACUGCUUGAGGUUGGGUUUCAAUAAAUAUGUCACGUGAGCUGAUCCCAAACCAAAGUGGGAACGUCGGGAAGCAGGAAAAGAACUCACAGCCCAUUUUAUUUCCUCUCAUUUACGGACGAUUUCUCAAUCCAGUAGGAAACAGAUAGGUUGUAGGUUCGAUUCCACCCUGCCCCCCUUCCAAGGUUGCAUGUGUAACGCAUUCUGCCAAAUGAUUGUGGUGAAUAUUGCUGUAGCGGCCCCCUAGUGGAGGUGAAGUGAACUUUGUCGGUCCAGGAGGGUCUCGUGGGAACGGUGCCAAAACCCAUCCGAGUAUUAAUCAUAUAUUCGCCACUGUUUGUUGCCAAAGUUGUUCACGUGAUGUUGAAGAGUUGUCAACACUUCAUCAUCAAAUGAUAACAACAACAAUUUUUCCAGUCAAUGUUUAUAAAAGUGAAUACACUGUUAAAACGCCACUUAUGAAGAAAUGUUCUUUGCACUAUUUUGAAAUAAGGAGUCAGGGUGUGUGAUAUUUAUUCAGCGUUAAAGUUGCUGAGGGGACGUUAUUAAAACAGUUCCCAGAAAUGACGACAAACUGUUCUACUGGU